AACGGAUGUGAACCAACCUGGCAACCCUUCCUCUUCCUCUACUGCCGUUUCGUACUUCGCACGGUCUCGCCAUUUUGAUCCAACCACCAAACCCUGAAGUUGUACCACACUCUCAGAUUUAACUCACUGCAGAGAACACCAGACGAAACUUAUUCAGUGCAACAUGAGCGGGUGUCGUGUGUUCAUCGGCCGCCUCAGCCCGCAUGCCCGGGAGAGGGACGUGGAGAAGUUCUUCAAAGGAUACGGACGGAUCCGGGAGAUCAACCUGAAAAAUGGAUUCGGAUUUGUGGAGUUUGACGACCACAGAGAUGCCGACGAUGCGGUUUACGAGUUGAACGGAAAGGAAUUGUGCAGUGAAAGGGUCACAAUUGAGCUGGCUCGUUCCAGGAAAGGAAGGGGUGACGGAGCCGGCCCAGGGUCCAGCCGCUUCUCCCCACGGUUCAGCCAACAGCGUCAGUCCCGCAGCAGUGGAUCCAGGUAUGGCCCCCCUGUGCGUACAGACCACAGGCUCAUAGUGGAGAACCUCUCGUCUCGUAUCAGCUGGCAGGACCUGAAAGACCUGAUGAGGAAAGUAGGUGAAGUCACCUUUGUGGAUGCACACAGAACCAACAAAAAUGAAGGGGUGGUUGAGUUUGCGUCUCGCAGCGACCUGAAGAAUGCCAUCUCCAAGCUGGAUGGCACAGAUUUGAACGGACGAAAGCUGAAGAUCUUCGAGGAUCGCAGAAGGAGCCAAAGCAAGAGCCGCUCCCGCAGCUACUCCCGCUCCAAGAGCCGCUCCGUGAGCCGCCGGCGCUCCCGCUCCCGCAGCCGAUCCCCCCGCUCCCCCAGCCGCACCCCGGAGCGCAAGUCCUCCCGCAAGCCGGCGGCGCGCUCCCUCUCCCACUCGCCCUCCCGCUCCAAGUCUCGCUCCAAGUCCCGCUCCAAGUCCCGCUCUCGCUCCCCACGGCCCGCCCAGACCAAGCAGGCGUCCCGUUCCCGCUCGCGCUCGGUGUCGGCCGGCAGCCGGCACUGAUGGCGGGCCCGGCCCCACCGCCACCGCCACAGCGUAACGGACUGAUGCACGGACACCACCACCACCCUGACCCCACCCCUGUUAGACGGAGGCGGGCGGCCCUCCUUUGAUCCGGUGCGGGUCGCUCACCGGCUGGCGGGGCAGGGCCUCUGCAAGGAGGCAGUCUGUUCGUUCUAAAUGCUCUUGAACAUUGUUCUGUGGUAACGUCGUUGCUUCGUUUUUUUGUUCAUGGUUUGUUUUCCUUUUUCUCUUUAAAAUCCCUCCAGCGUGUCGGGGGGGGGGGGGGGGGGGGGGGGCUCUGAGUGGUGCGUCGUUUCGUCUGGUUUAGCGUAGGCCUUUUUGUUUGGUUCUGGACAAACACUUGAGUUCAGUUUUUUUUAAUUUUAGGCUGAGCGUGUCCGUCUCCAGAGUCAGCGAGCGAAGGGAGUCUCCCCCAGCAGCGGUGUUGUGAUGUGGUCACAUGCUGUGACUCCGUCGGCGAUGAAUCACCUGGAGUCCUCUUAAUAAUGAUUUAUUUUUCUGUUUUUACAUUCACUGCCCUGUUUAUGUGAAGUACUGCAUGCUCCAUUAACUUAAAUUCAGUUUGCGGUCUGUCGGUGUGAACUGGCCGUGGUGUAGGCGUCCUUUGGCUUUUCAAUUCUUCUGUGUCAGUCUAUCAAUAUUUUUACAGUAAAAACCUGGUUUUAAUGUCUGUCAUGUAGUCAAUUUUUUGUGUCGGUGUAAGUCGUUCUCUGGACUGCUCACAUUAAAGAGGCCCUUUUUGUUUUGUUAGCGGGCUCCAAAAGAUGAAGGUUGUCAUUGCGUCUGGACUUCGGAAUGAUCUUUACCUGGGACAUAUCAAACCAUCUCCAAUGGCCCUCUUGACUAUACCUCAUUUCAACAGUAGUGAUAACUUGACAUGCAAAUCUAACAUUUAUAAAGGUGAAAAAGAAAUGUAAAUAUUUUGAGUUUUAUUAACAGUUCAAUAAAAUUUGGUCCAAUUUUAAA
Molecule: messenger RNA, 1999 nt
Organism: Gadus morhua (Atlantic cod)
Lineage: Eukaryota; Metazoa; Chordata; Actinopteri; Gadiformes; Gadidae
Gene: srsf5a
Product: serine and arginine rich splicing factor 5a
Exons: 8
Coding region: 164-1012 (282 amino acids)
Cellular component (GO): cytoplasm; nucleus
Molecular function (GO): mRNA binding
Source: RefSeq, a predicted model, not a curated record